Molecule: messenger RNA, 5142 nt
Organism: Aptenodytes forsteri (emperor penguin)
Lineage: Eukaryota; Metazoa; Chordata; Aves; Sphenisciformes; Spheniscidae
Gene: TFRC
Product: transferrin receptor
Exons: 18
Coding region: 34-2367 (777 amino acids)
Biological process (GO): intracellular iron ion homeostasis; transferrin transport
Cellular component (GO): external side of plasma membrane
Molecular function (GO): transferrin receptor activity
Source: RefSeq, a predicted model, not a curated record
UGGUCAAGUUGGUGCGCACUGUUCCAGAAAGCGAUGGACCAUGCCAGAGCGGCAAUCUCUAACUUGUUUGGUGGCGAGCCGAUGUUGUACACGCGCUUCAGCAUUGCCCGGCAAACGGAUGGAGACAACAGCCAUGUGGAGAUGAAGCUGUCUACUGAUGAUGAGGAAGGAGGGGAAAUUGGGAGACCGGAGCACCUGCACGCCAGCAUGCCUCCUCCACAGAGGAGCGGCAAGAACCUCUGCUUCCUAAUCAUCGCAGCUCUCCUCCUCCUUUUGAUUGGGUUUCUGAUUGGCUACUUGAGUUAUCGUGGACGAAUGCAGAAGGCUAGCAGGUGUCUGGAUGGAAGUGGCAAGUGUGAGAUGACUCCUACCACAUCUUAUUUAGCUGAUGAUGAUGAAAUUGAGGAAGAAGAGGUUCCUGGACCACCUGUCUUCUACUGGCCUCGGCUCAGAGACCUGUUGUCAAAUAAGCUGUCAGCCAGCCAUCUUGAGGACAGCUUGAGGCAAAGAGCAAAUCAGUACUCUUUCGAAGCUGGCCAGAGUGGAGAUGAGAGCACUGCCGGCUACAUUCAUGACCAGUUCACCAGCUUCCUCUUGGAUGAAGUGUGGAACGAUGAGCACUACAUUAAGCUGCAGGUCAAAGGCAGCAGCAACAACAAAGUGUCUAUUCUGGAAGAUGGUAAAGAAGAGAUACUGGAGAGUCCCGAUGCAUAUGUGGCAUACAGCCAGAGUGGCUCAGUUGCUGGCAAACCAGUCUACGUGAACUAUGGACUGAAAGCUGAUUUUCAGAAGAUACAGAAGCUGGAUGUUUCACUGAAUGGAACUAUAAUCAUCUUCAGAGCUGGAAAAAUAACCCUUGCUGAGAAGGUUGCAAAUGCCAAGGAGGUAGGAGCAGUCGGUGCCCUGAUGUACCUGGACCCCUCCGAUUACAAGGACACAGAUGCGCUUGUCCCCUUUGGACAUGCCCACCUUGGAACUGGAGACCCUUUCACCCCAGGCUUCCCUUCUUUCAACCACACCCAGUUCCCACCAGUGGAAUCUUCUGGACUACCUCGCAUUGCUGUUCAGACUAUCUCUAGCCAAGCAGUAACCAAGCUGUUCCGCAAAAUGGAUGGAGAGCAAUGCCUUCCAGAGUGGAAAGGUGGGGUCAUAGGAUGUAAGGUGAUGCUGAGCAGCACGAGCAAGAUGACAGUGAAACUGAGCGUGAACAACGUUAUGGUGGACAGGAAGAUUCUGAACAUCUUUGGUGCUAUCAAGGGGUUUGAAGAACCAGAUCGGUAUGUUGUGAUCGGAGCCCAGAGAGACUCCUGGGGCCCAGGAGCAGCCAAGGCUGGCGUUGGAACUGCCAUGUUGUUGGAACUUGCCCGUGUGAUCUCGGACAUAGUGAAAUAUGGUAAAUAUCAACCAAGGCGCAGCAUCAUCUUCGCUAGCUGGAGUGCGGGAGAGUAUGGAGCUGUGGGUGCUACUGAAUGGCUGGAGGGGUACUCUGCCACACUGCAUGCCAAAGCCUUCACUUACAUUAACUUGGAUGCUGCAGUCCUAGGCUUCAACCACAUGAAGAUUUCUGCUAGCCCAUUGCUGUACACGUUGCUGGAGAAAGCUAUCAAGGGGGUGAAGGACCCAACAAAGGAUUCAAGAAGCCUGUAUGACAGAGUUGGCGCUGACUGGGUAAAAACAGUUGUUCCCCUUGGUCUGGAUAAUGCAGCGUUCCCUUUCCUGGCCUACGCGGGAAUCCCAGUGGUUUCCUUUGGUUUCUGCAACAAAGAUGAGGAAUAUCCCUUCUUGGGCACUACUCAGGACACUGUGGAGAACCUGAAGAGGAAUGACAAGUUGUAUGCUCUUAUGCGUGCUGCUGCAGAAGUUGCUGGACAAAUAGCUCUCAGGCUGACCCAUGAUCAUGAGCUCUUCCUGGACUUUGAGAGAUACGAUGAAGAAUUGCUAGCGUUCCAGGAGAAGUUUUUGCCCUACGAUCAGGAUGUGAGGGCGCUGGGGCUGACCUUGAAAUGGCUGUUUUUUGCCCGUGGUGACUUCCAGAGAGCUACAGAUGCACUGAGAAGAGACAUCACAAACAGUGACAGGGAAAACAAGAUUGUCCGCAGAGCCCUGAAUGACAGGAUCAUGAAGGUGGAGUAUGACUUCCUCUCCCCCUACCUCUCGCCAAAAGCUGUUCCCUUUCGCCACAUCUUCUUUGGCAAAGGCUCCCACACCCUGCAGAGUCUGCUGGAGAACCUGCAGCUGCUGACAACCAGCAGGGACAGCGUGGAUGUGAACAUGCUGAAAGAGCAGCUGGCCCUAGCGACCUGGACCAUUAAAGGGGCUGCCAAUGCCUUAGUGGGUGAUAUCUGGGAUACAGACAACGAAUUCUAGACACAGCAAGCGCCUGGUUAAGGUACAGGAUUAGGGAAACCCACUCCCUAACAUGGCAUUAUUUUUCUGUAGAUUUUCUGGCAACAAAUUUUUUUUGACCAAAGUUGAGCAUAAAAUUUAAAUCUCACCUUGACAAAUUCACAGGAGGCAGUUUUAAAGCAGGUACUAAGGUUACCAUGAAAUCUCCUCUGACCAGGCUCCCAUGUGACUACAGUCCAAACUGGUCAUGUACAGCUGCUUGUGGGGCUUGUUCUCCAGUGUACUUGAGAACUAACAGCUCAGGUGACUCCUGAACUGGUACCUUGAGUGGGGAGGUACCUCAUCUAUUUAGGGUUUUAAUUGUUGGCCCCCUAAACCUAGUGACAAAAUAGGGAAUGGAUUCCUCUUAAUGCUCGUAAUGAGGAUCCCUUCUCUGGCAGGGAGCUGCAGAGACCAACCUGUAGCUCAAAAGUAAAACAACAUAGUAGUAGCCCGCAAGUGCUGGAUUAUCAGCAAGUUCUGAAGUGCCUGGCCUGCCUUACUCAACAGCAGGGUCCCAAUGAUGUCUUGGAGGCUUGCCUCUGCUGAGGCAGGUCUUAAUAUGCAGGGAAAUGACCCAAAGAUUAUCUAAUACCCCCUUUAUAUCCUUAGCUGGCACCUCAGCGAGUCCUGCGGCAUUGAGAAAUGGCUCUAGACUGGCACUUCAGACCUUGCUGCUCUGGGGCCUUUUGUGAAAUCGAGUCUCUUGCUGGCCAAACCCUGUUUGACUGAUGCCAUUUUGCAGGAUGGCUCUAGUUUGGCACUGAGAUAUUUAUUUGUUUAUUUAUUUAUCAGUGACAGCGUUCACUAUAAAUGGUGUGUUUUUUUAUAGAAGAUAAUUAUCGGAAGCAGUGCCUUCCAUAAUUAUGACAGUUAUACUGUCGUUUUUGAAUAAAGCAGCAUCUGCUAUUACAAUCAAACAUGAUACUGGAACUUUGCAUUUAAAAUAAUCUAAACAGGCCCCUCCAAAAAAAGUUUUUGAAAACUAGCAAUUAAGCUUUCUGUGGCAAAAACACCCCUCUGGAAGAAACUUGAAGGCGUAAACCUGGUAGCAAGUCUCUGGGUUGCGCUCCAAAAUGAUCCCUGAAAUGCUGAAAACCUGGGUGGAAACUCAAAUAGUAGAAAUUUGGCUUCCCUGUGGUGCCCCUCUGUGGGCUUCAGGCUCCCUCUUCGCCCCUCUUCUGGAUGCCGUGUGCUCGCGUGGGGAGCACGGCUUCCUUCCUGGCCCCGGCCCGGCGGAGGGGCUCACGGUGUAGCCCUAGCUCCACCCGCGGCAACACACUGACUUCCUGUACCUCCGAUUAGGCAUUGGCCCGAUAUUUAUUUUUUUUUUUUUUUUUAAAUGGCAGCUUCCUGCAAACUUCCAGUACCUUAUGUAUCAUGAAACCUAACUGACAUUAUCGGGGGCAGUGUCUUCCAUAAUGUGUAAAGAACAAGGUAGUUUUUGCCUACCACAGUGUUAUAUCGGAGGCAGUGACCUCCAUAUGUUGCACUAUGGGUGUACGUAAUUAUCGGGGACAGUGUUUCCCAUAAUUGUUCUAUACUUAUCAUGCAAUGUCAUCUGCGAAGCUUGAUGGUUAGUAUCUAACAUGGAUCAAUUUCCUGCAGUCCUAUUUUUUCACUCUCCUGUGGUGAUGCAGAUACAAACUUCGGUCUGUUAUGUACUUCCCUAGACUCUACCUUCUCCGUAGGCUGAACUGUUUCAAAUAGCUGUGCUGUCUUGAAGUGGCUUCCUGCCUCCAGUCACAGGACUGGCGCUUGAAUGUGUAGCGGAAGCUAGGCUAGUUAGACUGUGUGCUCUGUGAUUUAGUAAACUUCCUUCAAACCAGUUACAAAGACUUGGGGAAUUAAAGGUGAAUGUAGGGCUUGGGGCUGACUGCUGUCUGGAGGGCUCUGGUCACUGCUCUAGAUGGGUGCGCGUACUAGUUAAGAGGCUGGCCUGCUGUGGCACUGGGGUGAUGCUGGUGUGCGUGCGUGGGAAGCUGCUAGCUCCCCAGGUCUCACUGGAAACCCCAGUCUUGCCUCCUGGGUGUUGUGUGGAGGCGGGGAAAUCAGUGGCACCUUUCUCGUGGUGCCCCUCUGCUCCCUGACCUGAAGCUGAAUGCUGCUGCGUGACACCUGCUGAACUGUGCUGACUGUUCCUAAAAAGCAGCUGGCUGGCACCAGCCCUCUGCUCUGCAAACAGCUUGAUCUGGCAUUUAAACCUAAACCGAGCAAGUGACCUGAGCCCCAGCAGUAGUCCUGGAGGGGAAGAACAUUGUUCAGCUGGAGCAGAGGCCUGGGCCUCCACAAGGAACGGGCAAGGACAAGCCCCCAGCCUAGUUACUGAGCUCAGUGCUCACCAACUUGGAGGGCUGGAUUUUCAUCUGUCUCCCUGGAAGCCUGAUGCCCAGGCUUGUGCAACUCCUUGCUCCUCCUUAACUACCCUGCUGUCUCUGAGGCAUGUGUACAGCCCUGUGUUACUGUUUCCUAGUGACACUUCUCUGGAUGGCAUUUAAGAGCUGCUGUCUGGGAGUCCUCACUGUAGUGUUUGCAUGCAUCUUGAUGUCAAACUUAAUCAUGCGCUUUACAGCCAGUAAAGAAAGACAAAGCCUGUCUCCUGGCUAGGCAGCACAACCGUGACUACUGGGAUGUCGGGAUGCCUUGCUCGGUGCUGGCAUCUGACUGGUGUGGGGUGCUAAACUCUGUUUCUGGGUUACCUGCUGUCUGCGUUACCUGCUGUCUGCUUGAAUAAAGUUUUAAAGCUUGAACACUCAA